AUGUCAAACAUGCUAAGACAACAUAAUGAAGUGGAUGGAGAAAAAGGAGGAGUAAAUUCACCAUCAGAUUCUUCAAACAUAAUCAUAACAUUACCAUUGGGUGGUGAUUCCACCAUUACGCUAGAUCGUUCUCCAAACGCGGUGCAAAAUUUUCUAAUAGAACAAGAACUAAAACAACGAUCAAAUAGUAUUGCGCUGCAAACGGUUCUCACGAAUUUAACCUAUAUUGCGAUUUGGUAUUUUUUCUCGACCGCACUCUCGUUCUAUAAUAAAUAUUUAAUGGGAAAGAAUAAAUUUGAUUUGAGUUUGCCAAUAUUGGUGAGCGCGUUACAUGCUGCCAUGCACUUUGCGAUUACUUCGGUGUUGAUGCGCGGGACUUGUCCUGCGGUAUAUCGAAAAUCAUCAACGGAAAAUAGUAAGCCAUUGGUGUCGAGGCAAAGUUAUAUGUCUAGAGUGGUUCCAACUGCUAUUGCUGCAGCACUCGAAAUAUGUAUGUCAAAUGCUUCGCUAGUAUUUAUCACUUUGAGUUUUUAUACAAUGGUUAAAUCGUCAAGUCCAAUAUGGGUAUUAGUAUUUUCAUUCAUUUUCGGAUUAGAGCAGCCACGACUCCUUCUCGUAGCAAUAAUCUCAAUCAUAAGUUUAGGCGUAGUCUUAACAGUAGCUGGCGAGACAAAAUUCGAUCUCACUGGCUUCACCUUAGUACUAGGUUCCGCGAUAAUAAGUGGUCUACGAUGGUCAAUAACACAAAUGCUACUACAAAAAGAAGAAGGAAUUAACAACCCAAUUGCCACUCUUUACUACUUAUCCCCGAUAAUGUGCUCCUUAAUGAUCGUUCUUUCGCUGAUUUUCGAAAACCCGUUUGCUCGAAUCGCCAACUCGGAACAUUUUCGUGAUGUUGCCACCGCAUCACGUACACUCGCGUUGAUGCUGUCUGGUGGACUUUUGGCGUUUUGUAUGACCAUCGCGGAGUUUGCUCUUAUUAAAAAUACGAGUACGGUGACAUUGUCGGUUGCCGGAAUCAGUAAAGAACUUUUGAUUAUUGGGUUGUCGGUUCUGAUUAAUCAUGACAAGCUGACGAAUAUCAAUUUACUUGGAUUGAUUAUAUCUAUAUUUGGAAUUGCCGCGUAUAAUUAUUAUAAAAUACGAAAGAACAAUCUUGGUGAUCGAAAAGGCAAAUACCAACAAUUGGCAACACAUAAAAAUGAAUCAUCUGAUUAA
Ambispora gerdemannii is the source of this 1218-nucleotide messenger RNA. The record is from the annotation of a GenBank genome assembly. Lineage: Eukaryota; Fungi; Glomeromycota; Glomeromycetes; Archaeosporales; Ambisporaceae.